Molecule: messenger RNA, 1785 nt
Organism: Phyllostomus hastatus (greater spear-nosed bat)
Lineage: Eukaryota; Metazoa; Chordata; Mammalia; Chiroptera; Phyllostomidae
Gene: DSTN
Product: destrin, actin depolymerizing factor
Exons: 4
Coding region: 186-683 (165 amino acids)
Biological process (GO): cell motility; actin filament fragmentation; actin filament severing
Cellular component (GO): actin cortical patch; cytoplasm; actin cytoskeleton
Molecular function (GO): actin filament binding
Source: RefSeq, a predicted model, not a curated record
GCGUGACGUGCGCAAUGUCGUGUUUGGGCAGGAGGCGCGCGUCCGCGCACCCGUCUCUCGGUAGGCUCGCGCCCUGCGUAGUCUUCUCGGUUUGUUGCUCUGUCUAGCUUCCCUGAGGAGGACGUUCAGCAGACUCAGCAUCCGCCGACUUAUUCCCCCGCGUCCGUGCUACCGCCGCGGCGAAGAUGGCCUCAGGAGUGCAAGUUGCUGAUGAAGUAUGUCGCAUUUUUUAUGACAUGAAAGUUAGGAAGUGCUCCACACCAGAAGAAAUCAAGAAAAGAAAGAAGGCUGUCAUUUUUUGUCUCAGUGCAGACAAAAAGUGCAUCAUUGUAGAAGAAGGCAAAGAGAUCUUGGUUGGAGAUGUUGGUGUAACUAUAACUGAUCCUUUCAAGCAUUUUGUCUCAAUGCUUCCUGAGAAAGAUUGUCGCUAUGCUUUGUAUGAUGCAAGCUUUGAAACCAAGGAAUCCAGAAAAGAGGAGUUGAUGUUUUUUUUGUGGGCUCCAGAGCUAGCACCUCUGAAAAGUAAAAUGAUCUAUGCAAGCUCCAAGGAUGCAAUCAAAAAGAAAUUUCAAGGCAUAAAACAUGAAUGUCAAGCAAAUGGGCCAGAAGACCUCAAUCGGGCUUGUAUUGCUGAAAAGCUAGGCGGAUCCUUAAUUGUAGCUUUUGAAGGAUGCCCUGUGUAGAUCAUCGUUCAGUGCCACAAAUCAAAAGCUUCCGUGUUUAAUAUUAUCCUUUUGCUAUAUAAGUAAAGCAAAUAUAUUUAGGCCAGUCUCACCAGGGGGAACUAUCUUGUCAUCUGUUAGGGUAAAUUAAAUAUUCUAUAAACGUGCAAACAGCCCUAAGUAAAUUUAAAAUCUAAAGUUUUAUUGGUGUGAAAUUAAAUCCUUACUGACCAAAUGCCUAUUUUUAAUGAGCUGGCUUGUAAAGAUUUUUGCUGAGCUCAUGAUUUUUAGUAAUGCAGUUCACAAAACAGUAUAAGGUCAUAUGAAAAUUAUUGCUUCUUGGUUAACCUCAGCAAUCACUUUGUUUCUUUAGAGAAUUGGUCAUAAUCUGGUUAUAAUUUUUGCUCAAAUUUUCCAUUCUCUCAAGCUAAACUGAAUAAUGGAAGAUAAGUCUCACAUGUAUGUAAUAACACUAAUUACAGUAAGAUUAAAUUAGGCAGUCUUUUUAAUUCUACCACAUGUGUAAUAAAGACCAUCUCAGAAUUGUGUACACUUUUAUAAUCAGCACUGGUCUUGCAAAGCACUGUUUCAAGCCUGUAGUUGGAAUACAGGAAGCACCUACUCGAAUCUGUGAAAAGCUCUCCCCUUACUAGUCGGGAGACACUUCUGAGAGUGACCUUUCAUCUUGACACUGAUGACGUCCUCAGGAGAAUGUGUAGUAUCUUGUAACCAAUUAUAAUGCAAAUUAGGGCUCCAUUAUACUAGUUUGUUAAUGAAAAUGAUAAAACAGAAUAUUGAUAAGCUGGGACACGUGAUAGCUUUGUGUCUUCUUCAGAACUUCAUUGCUUCUGGCACAAUUAAGGUGUGGGAGUAUUAGGUAUGUGUUUACUCUGGGGCCUGGGAGAGCUUCUUAAUAUCCUAGAGCAAUUUGUCAGUUGUAUGUGAAAUGGGAGCUGGUAAGACAAAUGAUGACACCCACAGAAAGCCACUACCUGAUGACACUUGGAAGUGAUUGUCUUUAACAUCACAGCACAACCCUUUGAACAAUAUAGAGAUGCACAAACAGUUGAACUUAGAAUUAGCUGUAUUGGCUUUAUGUAAUAAAGGAAGCAUUUUUAAAUUA